This is a messenger RNA of Trichomonas vaginalis G3, 489 nucleotides long. Its product is annotated as exported protein-related family. Gene Ontology annotation, molecular function: FMN binding. The record is from RefSeq and is a predicted model, not a curated record. NCBI's taxonomy places the organism in Eukaryota, Parabasalia, Trichomonadida, Trichomonadidae. The transcript has a single exon. Bases 1 to 489 code for a protein of 162 amino acids.
AUGAGUUCUUCUCCUAGGAUCCUUGUUGCAUACUAUUCUGAAACAGGAACAACUAAAGCGGUUGCUGAUAUUAUUCAUGAUAUUGUUGGCGGUGAUAUUUUUGAAAUUAAAUCAACCAAUAAUUAUCCAUCAACAUAUCAUGAACUGACUCAAGUAGCACAAAGAGAACAGGCCCAAAAUGCUCGUCCUGGACUUUUGAAUGAACUUGCUCAUCCAAAUGAUUAUGAUGUCAUAAUCUUGGGAAAUCCUUGCUGGUGGGGAACAUUUCCAAUGGUAACAUUCACAUUUUUAGAGAAGUAUGGAUUUGAAAACAAAACAAUUUUGCCAUUUGACACACAUGGUGGCAGUGGAAUUGGAAGAAUGGUUUCAGAUGCGAAGAAACUUUGUCCAAAAGCAACAGUGACAGAUGGAUUAGCAAUAGGAAGCAGUAGAAGCAGAAGUUGCCGUUCAGAUGUUGAAAAAUGGCUGAAGAAACACAAAAUCAUUUAA